UGUAAUUUGUGGGGAUUUAGUUAUUAGUCGAGCUGCUUCUACAUCAUUUCUACAUCAUCCGUUAAACUUGAUAGAUACAAUAUUAACCUCAACCUCGACUCACUCACUCAUAACCAACCAAUCCUCGCGUAUAUACGCACUCUUAUACGACGUAAAUGCUUACCACCGCAUUUCCAUCGUUUCCGGGUCUGCUACGGAAUAAGUAUUCGCACCUAACUCGACUCGCUGCUUUAUCGCCCAUUCGUCCAACUACUUCGAGAGCAAGAGCUGGAUUAGGGUCUUGCUUAUCGACUAUGGAGUAUACGCACAUCGCAACACCGGAACGGUGCUAUUCUGAUUUCUGUUUGAUUCCUGUCGGCACAGGCAACGUCUCAGUCGCAGAGGAAGUAGCCGAGGUGCAGAAGCUGCUUAAGGCCAGUGGGCUCACUUACACGAUGCAUUCUGCGGGGACUACAGUUGAGGGAUCGUGGGACGAUGUCAUGAAAGUCAUUGGACAGGCGCAUAGCUUAGUCCAUUCUAAAGGCGUUGUUCGCGUGCAGUCGUCGAUGAGGGUUGGGACUAGAACGGACAGGAAACAGACGGCGGCGGACAAGGUCAAGCGUGUCGAGGACCUUUUGGGCAAGGAAACUACUAGCUCUUAAACACUAACUAGCAUGAUAUAGCAUCAUCUCAAUGCCUUUACCUUGAGAAUGGAUAUGAUUAGUAGUUGUCACAAAUAUAAAUUUCAUGACUUAUUUCUCAA
Molecule: messenger RNA, 742 nt
Organism: Daldinia vernicosa
Lineage: Eukaryota; Fungi; Ascomycota; Sordariomycetes; Xylariales; Hypoxylaceae
Product: YkoF-like protein
Exons: 3
Coding region: 156-641 (161 amino acids)
Cellular component (GO): cytosol
Source: RefSeq, a predicted model, not a curated record